AUGGUAUACACAGAUGGCACCGUGCCUAACUCCUCUGCCCUCCACAUCCUCUCUUUCUUGACUGCAAGCUUGUUCGCUCUAGAUCCCGCCGAUAAGCAAUGGGAGCAACAUUAUGUACCGACCAUCACCGAGCUCGAGAAGUUACUGUCGGGUCAUGAAUCGUCAGUACCGGGCCGCACACUGUGGGACUUGUUUCUCAAGAAGAUGUGGCACAUUGAUUCGCUAUGUGCUCUCGAGACGUUCUUAGACAAAGGCCUUCUAUCCCUGCAGGUCAAAACGCGACAAGAAUUAAUCGAAGAGCGGGAUAAUGGCAUCGCCCCUGACAAUGAUGCCAUGCGAUUGUCACACACCUCGCCGCUUGGAGCGUUUGUCCGAAGAUCUCAUCUCGAGUUCACUAGGUUGAAGUUUGACGAUUUAAUUACUUUGUGGACCGGAUUUGUCAAAUACCGCCUGCCGACGUACCCAAAGUGGGCUCGCAAGAACCCCUCAGAAGAUCAUGGCCCUAUUGAUGUCAAUCACUUGACGUAUGGAGUAGACUCUGGUAGCGCUCUUUAUCAGGUAGUGUAUGGUGACGUCGAAUCCGAUGACGAGGAGGAGAAUCGGGGCGUCAGUGUGAAGGACGCCGAACGCCUCAUUGAGUUUCAAGUUACAGAGCUUCAAAGACUGGGAGGUAGAAUCCCAGGUGCAAUUAGAGCUCAGAUCCAAAACAUCAUUGCAGCUGAAGUCUCUGUUCCAGUGCAGAUGUAUUACCUCAAUUUUCUAGACGCCUGGCGCGCUGGGGACUACACGUCAGCAUUCGACAAUCUCCAUAGAUACUUUGAUCACACCAUGCAUAGUAUCCCCGAAAGAAGCUCAUACCAGUUUGCUCUGCUGAACCUGGCCAUUCUCCAUGCCGACUUUGAGUGUUUCGACGAGGCCAUUUCAGCUAUACAAGAGGCUGUGGCCAUCGCCCGCGAGUCUCACGACUCGAUUUGUCUCAAUUUCUGUCUGAGCUGGAUGUAUCAUUUCGGCAAGGCUUUCCCGGAGCAAAUGCGGGAGGUGCAGAGCACCGGUAAUUUAGGCAAUGAGAAAGAAGGCUUCGCUUUUCUCAAAGCUAAGGCUAAGGAGACUAAUUCGUGGCCCCUCAUGAGCACCACCUUGCUGAGUGAAGCCAAGUUGGAAAUGCACCAGGGAGAGAGCCUAGCCUCUAUCCUUGAGGCGCUUGUACGAUCUGCCCAUAUCAACCUCACUAAAAACUUAGCUGCGCCAACAGGCUCGCACAUGUUGCUUCAAAGCACCUUGUAUGGCCGGAUAGGGGCUGCUCAUCUUGCUUGGCUGACUACUGAGGUUUUCCGCGAAUGCUACACAGAAGCACAGCCAUAUGAUGAUUUCCUCAAAGUCACAUUCAUCAAUUCUCAAGUUUUAUUGCAAAAAGGCAACUACAAAGAAGCCUUUGCACGCAUGAACAAGGUUGAGCCAGAAAAGGUUCGAGCCGUCAAGUACAACAACGCCUGGAUCUACUACUCAGGUUUGCUACAGCUGCAACGUCAAAUCUGCAGACACGAUCAGGUAGCGGUAGAGCACAUCCUUGCCCAACUCCAAGCAGUGCAGCUCCUUGACGCCGACCUCCGCAUCCACCUCGCCCUCUUCACAAUCGAAUUCAAAAUCCGUCAAGGCGACUACGGCCGCGCUAUGCGCUUGGUCGACGAAGCCGCUCACUCAAUACAGCCCGAAAACUUCGAUGUCUACGCGCAAAUCAAACUCCUCUGUCUCAAAGCGCUCAUUCUCGAGAAAUCCGGCCACCCAGAACGUGGCUUCUCACUUGCUAUGCGCGCUGCCAACAUCUCCCACAGGACCAAAGUCCUUUCCUGCCUCUGGGAAUCAAGCUGUACCCUCGCCGCAGUCCUGAUCGGGCUUCGCGAGUUCAAUCCUGCACUCAAAUUAGUUGAAAGCGUCCUACCUCAGAUUCUCGAGUCAGAGAAAUCGGUACUCAUUGCGCGCGCGUACUCGCUUCUCGUGGAUGCGAAUAUGGGAAUUGCAAGUGAGUUGUGGACACAACUUGGUCAAGAUAGCAUUCCCGUGCGAAAGGAGUAUAUCAACCUUGCGCUCGGGUACAUCGACUGUGCGUACGACGCUUUUGAGAAGAUUGAGGAUCUUCUUGGGCAGACGGAGAUGAUGGCCAAGAAGGCUACUGUUAUGCAUCUCACUGGUGAUCUGGUGCUGGCUAAUGACUGUGCAGCCAAGUACCUGGACUUGAGGAAGCGUCGAGGCAUGGAGGUGCCCAGCUAUGCCGUCUACCUACUUUGGUACAACCAUAUCUCCAGGGCUGGCACCGAGACCUCGGAUGCUGAGGUCAAUUUCUACAACUUUGGAGUAGUGGAGCAUGCACAUGUAUUCGCCAACGACGACAGCAAGGCCUCCGAUGCUGGAGAAAGGAAGAUAAUUACGCGAGGAUUGCAGAUUUAA
Molecule: messenger RNA, 2445 nt
Organism: Penicillium taxi
Lineage: Eukaryota; Fungi; Ascomycota; Eurotiomycetes; Eurotiales; Aspergillaceae
Product: putative anaphase-promoting complex subunit Apc5
Exons: 9
Coding region: 1-2445 (814 amino acids)
Biological process (GO): protein K11-linked ubiquitination; positive regulation of mitotic metaphase/anaphase transition; anaphase-promoting complex-dependent catabolic process
Cellular component (GO): anaphase-promoting complex
Molecular function (GO): protein binding
Source: RefSeq, a predicted model, not a curated record